Molecule: messenger RNA, 2221 nt
Organism: Cotesia glomerata
Lineage: Eukaryota; Metazoa; Arthropoda; Insecta; Hymenoptera; Braconidae
Product: nucleolar complex protein 4 homolog B
Exons: 4
Coding region: 124-1683 (519 amino acids)
Biological process (GO): ribosome biogenesis
Cellular component (GO): small-subunit processome; Noc4p-Nop14p complex; nucleolus
Source: RefSeq, a predicted model, not a curated record
UAUCUUUUAUAGUCUUGAAGUUGGUCUUACAUCUCUCUUUUUGUUGAUCGGAUCGUACAGUUUUGAGAGAGAAAAAUUUUAAGAUUGAAUUUUUUUUUCUUUCUUGAGAGUGAGACCAGCAUAAUGGCAGCAAUCGCGACAACAGAUCCCGGUGAUAAUUCACAGUUUCACAAAAUGUCAGCGAAACAAUUUAGACAUAAAGCACUCGAAUUCUUAAGUUCUAGAAAAUAUGCAAAUAACCUUUUUGAUAUACUCAGCCAAUGGAAAAAUUCCACUAAUCUGUGUAUGAUGACUUUAGAGACAAUUUUUCUAGAGGUUUUAAGAAGAGGUGAUAUGUAUUUGGAAAGGACAAUAGCAAUUACUAUUUCCGAACCAAGCCCAGAAAUUAAAUACAUUAAUUGGUUAAGAGAAUACUAUGAAGAAACUUGGUCAAAAACCUUAUCAUGUUUUGAAAGUGAUAGAACAGUAAUACAAAAUCAAGCUUUAACAACUGCAAUUAAUAUGAUGGCAGAAGAAGGAAAAUACCCAAUUGAUGCACGUGAAAAUCAUGCGUAUUUUUUCCCCGUACACCGAUUAAAAUCAAUUCUCAUGGCACUGUUGUCACCCGAUCAAGACAACACGCAUCUCAUAUCAAAAUUUGAAGAAACACUCGGAUACAAAGAUGCUUUAUACUACACAUUAAAAACACUUCCAUCCUUAACUCCUAAAAGACAACCACAUAAAUUAUUUAUUAAAAAUCUUCUGGAACUUAUCAACAGAUUUGCAUUGGCUAAAGAAAACGCAUAUAACGCAGCUAGUGAAAAUCAAAAAUUGUUAUGCCAUUUACCCGAUUCCCCAGUGAAUUUUACAUGGGAUCAAUCCUCAGCCAGAAAAUCUUUAAACAAAGUUUGGGGAUGUAUCAUGCACUGGGAAUUAACGCCUCAACUCCACAAAUUGCUGUUAAUUGUUCUUGUUGAACGGGUAAUUCAAUAUUUAGAAAAACCGAUAUUAUUAACAGAUUUUCUGAUGGAUUCACUAGAUGCUGAUGGCCCGAUUGGAGUUCUUGCUCUUAAAGGUGUUUAUGAACUCGUCACAAAGCAUAAUCUAGAGUAUCCCAAUAUUUUUACUAAACUUUAUGCCAUGUUCGAGCCGGAAAUUUUUCAUACCAAAUACAAAGCUCGACUUUUUUAUCUCUCUGACUUAUUUUUACAAUCUACACAUUUGCCCGAAGCACUCGUUGCAGCUUUCAUCAAACGUUUAGCUCGUUUAACUCUCGUUGCUCCUCCGGAAGACAUUAUGAUUAUUUUAGAAUUUAUUGGUAAUCUUCUAUUACGUCAUCCUGGUCUAAAGUGUCUUAUAGACCAUCCUCAUGGUGGUGAAUUAUCCGAUUAUCCUGGUGUAGGAGAUCCUUUUCUCAUGGAAGAACGUGAUCCUCUACAAAGCAACGCUUUGCUCAGUAGCCUGUGGGAAAUCCGUGCUCUCCAACAUCAUGUUUUGCCAAGUAUAGCGACAAAAGCAAGAUUUAUUAAUAAUCCUCUGUCUUCUAAAGAACAUGAUGUGACCGCUGCGUUAGACAAUACUGGAGAAGACAUUUUUAAUAAAGAAAUUAAAGAUACUGUCAAAGAUAUAAUGUUAACAUUUGAACGGCCGCAUUCUAUGUCAUUACCGAAAGGAGAAAGGCUAUUUCAAUACUGGCAAUUAUGAAAUGUGCAUUGAGUGAUUGUUUUACUUAUAAAAAAUAAUGGUAAUUGAUAAUUCUAUAUCGAAACAAUUAUUCUAGCGGGUACUCAUUGAGUACGCAUGAUUGAUAGAAUGUAUUUUCCAUGUUUAUUAACAGUUAUUAAUAAGCUAAGUAAUCUCAGUCAUUUCAAGAGUACUCGUUAGUAGUAUCUAUUGAAAGAAAAUGAUUUAAACUUUUUAAAAAUUCCAUCUUGAGUAACUUUUACAAGAUUUUUUUUUGUUUUUAAAUUUGUGCGGCUGUGAACCAUCCGUUAUUAAUUUUAACAAUUAUUAAAAUUCAAUCGAUAAUUAUUAUAAUAAGUUGAAACAAACAUAACCACUUUUGUUUUGAUAAUUUUGAUUUAUUUUCUAAUUGAGUUAUUUAAUUAUAAAAUGUAUGUAUCUUUACAAUUAAGUAUGUCGAUACAUUUAAUUUAAAUAGAUAAACUGCGAUAGUUGUUUUGUUGUUUGUAAAAACAUUUAUAACCACGUAUAACAGAUAAUAAAAAAUUUAAUUUAAUAA